Molecule: messenger RNA, 2849 nt
Organism: Xyrauchen texanus (razorback sucker)
Lineage: Eukaryota; Metazoa; Chordata; Actinopteri; Cypriniformes; Catostomidae
Product: E3 ubiquitin-protein ligase TRIM35-like
Exons: 6
Coding region: 105-1532 (475 amino acids)
Biological process (GO): protein ubiquitination
Molecular function (GO): ubiquitin-protein transferase activity; protein binding; zinc ion binding
Source: RefSeq, a predicted model, not a curated record
CUCUGAAUGGAAAGAGGAUAUCCGUGUUUCAGAUCUACAGCUUUUAGCUAUAAAGAUUUUCUUGCACUUUAACUUAGUGAAAGUGUAAAACUGGAGGUACUGUGAUGGAAAUUACUUCUCCGAGUCAAAUAUCAGAAGAGGAUCUGUGCUGCCCUGUGUGCUACGACAUCUUCAGAGAUCCUGUGGUACUCUUAUGUAGUCACAGUGUCUGUAGAGCUUGUUUACAACAGUUCUGGAGCUGUAAAGGGUUUCAGGAAUGUCCCGUUUGCAGGAAAAGAUUCACAAGAUGUGAUCCAGUCAGUAAUCUGGCUCUGAAGAACCUGUGUGAAUCAUUUCUACAGGAGAGAAAUUCAAGAUCAUCAUCAUCUUCAGGGUCUGAGAUGUUCUGUAAUGUGCACAAAGAGAAACUCAAAAUCUUCUGUCUGGACGAUAAACUUCCUGUGUGUAUAGUGUGCAGAGAUUCAGAAAAACAUCUUAAUCACAAAUUCAGGCCAAUUGAUGAAGUUGCACCACUUCUAAAGGAGGAAUUGAAGAUCACACUGAAACAUUUACAGGAGAAACUGAAGAGCUUCAAGGAAAUUAAACAAACAUUUGAUGAUACAGCACAAUACAUUAAGACUCAGGCUCAACAGACCGUGAGAAGCUUGCAGGAGGAGUUUGAGAGGCUUCAUCAGUUUCUGGUAGAUGAAGAGAUGAUCAGAAUAUCGGCACUGAGAGAGGAAGAGGAUCAGAAGAGUCACAUGAUAAAAGAGAGGAUUGAAAACAUAGACAGAGAGAUCAAAUCUCUCUCACACAAAAUCACAACUAUAGAGAAUGAUUUAGCAGCUGCUGACAUCACCUUUCUACAGAACUUCAGGUUCUCAUUAAAAGGAGCCCAGAGCAUGCCGGAUCCACAGAUGCUAUCUGGAGCACUGAUUAAUGUGGCAGAACACCUAGGAAACUUAAAGUUUAAAGUCUGGGAGAAGAUGCAGGAGAUUGUUCAAAUCACUCCUGUCACACUGGACCCCAACACUGCAAAUCCUCUGCUUGUCCUGACUGAUGAUCUGACUAGUGUUAAAUACAGCACUGAUGUACAAUACUAUCCAGAUAAUCCAGAGAGAUUUGAGAACUAUUACUGUGUGCUGGCUUCUGAGAGCUUUGCAUCAGGAACACACGUCUGGGAUGUACAGGUCGGAGACAACACAUGCUGGUCUGUUGGAGUGACCACAGCAUCGAACCAGAGAAAAGGAGACGUUUUCUUUAACACCGGAGUGUGGCGUGUGCGUUAUAUGGCUGGUCAGUAUACGUUACAGUCACCAGUGCAGGCCCGCAAGCCCUUUGAUGUUAAAGAGAGACUUAGGAUGAUCAGAGUGCAGCUGGACUGGGACAGAGGAGAGGUGUCUUUCUCUGAUCCUGUAACUAACACACAUCUGCUCACUUUCACAACCACAUUCUCAGAGGCAGUCUUUCCAUUCCUUUAUAGUAGCUGUACACGUUUCCCACUAAUUCUCUUACCUAUGGAGUUCAGUAUAAAAGUGAAGGCACCCAAUUAAAGCCGUGUUUGCCUCUGAAUGUAAAUUCACUAAAUAUUAUGAUGGCAGAAAUAUAAUAAUAAUAAUAAUAAUUUGAUUACAAAAGCAGCAUUCAAAGCAAUGGUUUAAUUCAUAAGCUCGGUCAAAGGAAAAGUCCCUUAAAGAAAUGUUCUGGGUUCACUAAAGGUUAAGAUCAAUCGACAGCAUUUGUGGCUUAAUGUUGAUAAAAUAUCAUUUAUACUCAUCUCUCAUUUAUUUUUAAAAGAAAAGUACAAAUCUGGGUUAAAGUGAGGCAUUUACAAUUGAAGUGAAUGCGGCAUAUCCAUACACACAGUUUCAAAAGUAUAGCCAAAAUAUACAUUGUACUCUAUGUGUUAACUUGAAUUUAGUGUAAUAAAAUUUGCUUACUAACACUAUCGGUGUAAAGUAAUAACAUUUUACAACUUAGUUGCCAUGACAACGUAACAGUAAACCCUAUAAGCAAUUUUAUCACACUAGUCAUGUAAAACAGAUAUUUUAUCACACUAAAAUCAUGUUAACAUGUAUAAUGUUUACAUCUUGUAGCUAUAUCUUUGAUAUAGUGUGCAUUUUAAUGCUUUUAGACAGGUCCCAUUCACUUCCAUUGUGAGUGCUUCAUUUUGGCUUUAAAUAAAUAAGGGACAUAAAGAAAGAUUCUGUGGAAUCAACAUUAUGCUACAAAUGUUGUUGGAUGAGCUUAACAUGUAUUGAAUCCGGAGUAUUCCUACAAUCAUCAUAUUAGGAGCAGGCUGUAUUUUAAGAUUCAGAUUCUCAGUAGUACCAUAAUGUUGGCCUUUGUUAUUUGAUGCAAAAUAAUGUAUCUUGCAUGUUUAUGUUUUCUGUCUCUUUAAUGUGUCUUUAAUGUGAAAUAUAAAUUGUUUUCAGUAUAUUGUUAAUCACUAGAAAUAAUCUUUUUCAAUUCAGUCAUAAAAUUUGCAUGGUGCAAACUUUCCUGGGUUAGUCUAAUAUUUUUCGUUGUGAGAGGACGUUUAGACCUUCGAACUGUGCCAGUCACAGAAAUUGUGUCUGUAUGAUGUUGUUUUCUGCAUAUUAUAAAGAGAAGGGGGCCAAGCACUGAGCCUUGAGGUACCCUGCGGCUAAUGAUUAGCUGACAGACUUUUAUUCCAAGAUGCUUUGAAGUGCAGUGUAGUGAGGCAGACAAAUGUAGAUAAAUGUCACUGACUAUGUUUACAUGCACAGGAAUAUUUUGUCAUUAAUUAUAAUUUGGUCAUUUUCCAAUUAUGUAAGCAUAAUGUAAAUGCAUUAACCUGAAUAAAAUAUCUGAAUAAAAUUUCUGUAAUAACCUGAAUUUUGGUUCAU